Molecule: messenger RNA, 1192 nt
Organism: Zingiber officinale
Lineage: Eukaryota; Viridiplantae; Streptophyta; Magnoliopsida; Zingiberales; Zingiberaceae
Product: AUGMIN subunit 2-like
Exons: 6
Coding region: 16-1029 (337 amino acids)
Biological process (GO): spindle assembly; microtubule nucleation; microtubule organizing center organization
Cellular component (GO): mitotic spindle microtubule
Source: RefSeq, a predicted model, not a curated record
UCGAUCCGACCGCACAUGCGAUCCUACGAAUUCAAACGAGAAAAAACAAAAAAGGCAGGUGAAGCAGGUAUUAUUAGACAUCUGAAAUCACGUCGUCCCCCCUUUGCUCUCUCUUCUUCUGCUUCGCUUCGGAUCUCUACUCUCAUAGCAGGAUUGGCGCUGGGCGGUGCUGAGAUGUCGGUCUCGAGCGACCCCGGAUGUGCAGGGAAGAAGCCCCCCAAGCGUCUAGGCGGCAUGGCGGAAGCCCUCUCCAUCGCUUCCGAUCUCGGCUUCCGCAUCCCUGCAGUACAGGAAGAUCAACAAAAUUUGUCGAACUCCAUUUGUGGGGAUAAGGGGGAUGACUUGAUUAGGGUCUUGAGGCAGCUUACUACUGUGCAGAGAAAUAUAGCCAAUUUACAAGUUGAACUACAAGGCCGAAAGGAUGACAAGAACGUUGCUCAUCUAACUCAUGUUAGUGAAAUGGAAAAGAAAUGUGAGUCUUUGGCCAGAAUUACUGCUAUUUUGAAAGAUGUAAUUCAGAACAAGGACCGAAUCAUUUCUAGACUACAGCAACCAUAUUCUUUAGACUGCAUACCUGUGGAGGCUGAAUAUCAAAAACAAUUCUCAGAGCUAUUGCUUAAGGCUGCUAGUGACUAUGGAGCUCUUACAGCUGCAGUUGCUGAUUUUCAAUGGUGCCAGAACUUCAAAGAACCGCCUACAAUAUGGGGGGAAAUGCUGCGUCCUAUCCCUGCUGCUCUGGCAUCGUGCACCCGCUUCUUUGAAGCCAUGUCUGCUAUGAGGGAUUCGUUUGCGACGCUCCAACGAUUUCGUGUCAGUAACUCUUCCUCACCCAUGACUCCGAGUGACACUUCAGGGGGCGACUCAAAGUUUGUAACACCGUCUCCGCAGUGGAGGGAGGGCACGACAAGGUCAGAUGAUUCCUUGGUUGACGAUAGCUGGAGGCAGCAGCAAGAUCUUACACUGGAAGCUAGCGAUGAGAUCAGUCACAGGAGGCUUUCCUGGCCCUCCCCUGUCAAGAAGGGCUUGUGAGAUGUAUCUCCUAUUUUUCACUUUGUGAUGAAUAUUAAAGCAUCGACUUAAAAUCAACAAUGGCUGGAAGGGCUUGCUUAUCCCUACAUACUCUGCCAUCACAUUUUUAACUCCUUUAAUGUUUUUUACACAAGGUAUGAUCAAUAUUUUUAACUCCUUUAAA